Molecule: messenger RNA, 1593 nt
Organism: Lithohypha guttulata
Lineage: Eukaryota; Fungi; Ascomycota; Eurotiomycetes; Chaetothyriales; Trichomeriaceae
Exons: 2
Coding region: 1-1593 (530 amino acids)
Source: RefSeq, a predicted model, not a curated record
AUGGCUAUAAUUGAUGCUUACGAGGUUAACGUGCUUACACUUACUGAUAUUACAAAGAAGAAGUACCGAGAAGCAACAAGAACAAGAUGGGAAGCAUUGCCUGAAUACGAAAUACCUGGGCCGAGACCCAAGCAGACAAAAGCCGAUUGUUGUCAAAGGUACAUAAGUGCACAGUCAACAAUCGAUCCUAGCUUCGGCCACGAUAUACUCACCGAGUUUGCGGUUGACUUCAAAGUUCGUUGUGGUUUCACAUUCGCCGACAACGACGGAACUGAAUUUCUGGUCUUUCGAACAUACCUUGAUGAUAACAAGAUUGGGUCAGCUUUUGUCAAGCGUGAAAGAUGGGAACGAUCUGGAACCUACCGUGUCAGGAAGCGGAGUCGUCGCUACUGGCUUGCAGUGCAACAGAAAUGGAUCGAGCAGAACUGGACAUUCGACUCUGGCCUGCAUGGGACGUUGAGAAUCGAAGUAUGGAGAGAGCGCACCAGAGCGCCAGCCAUUGGUAGCUGGAACAAUCCAGAUCUACCCACUGACAACAACGAGUUCGGAGACUUCAUAGAUCUGGCAGAUGAAACCAUCAGCCUCAAGACUAAAGGAGCAAGAGUACGCCACGCUAGCAGGAUCGAUCCACGGCCUAUGGCAACAUUCGAAUUUGAGUACAGAAGUCAAGAUACACUCAGGCAAUUGGGAAUACUGGAAACGCCCAAGGACACGAUUGACCUAACGUUCGAGAGUGGUACAGAACAAGUCACUCAUUCCGGGACAAUCUCUCAAGACUACUCACCUGUGAUUGCAAAUGGCCAUUCUGAUCUGGUUCUAGACAUCAACACAGACUGCAGCAGUUCAGACCUGCACAAUCUCUUUGAAAGCAAUCCCCUUCCCUACAUGUGCGAUGUGUGUCCACGGAGCACUAAGUCACUUACGAGCAUGAAAAUACAUAGAAGCUUGGAUCAUUCUUUACCUUGGGAUACUAAACUGGAGCAGCAGUACUGGUGGCGACCAACACUACAGAAGAAAUCAUUUUGGACUCACAAGCGUGCUAGCUUAGCAAUAGAUAUCCCGCAGGACCUGGAAACAUUGGCCGAAACGGAUCGCAGAUCACAAGAGACGAGCAACUAUCAGUCCGUCAUGUUCCAGCAAGACCACAGCAGUAUUAACAAGCCCGCCAGGCUUGGUCGAGGUUUACAUCUAUCCUCUUCUCAUCCUUCUCCAGCUACUUACUAUCCUCGACAACAAGAAGAGGAAAAGAAGCAGUCUUCAGCAAUUCCUCUGUCUUAUCUUACUCAAAAUACGCUGUCGGCCGGCCUCGGGCUCUCAUACCCCACGAGGGUCAACGCGAACGACGUUGAUCAUGUUACAUCAGUACUGGACGAGAAUAGCGGAUUGUUGAAACAUGAGUUGAACGAUCCAGGUAUCAAUGCACCAGACGGGCUCCUUGGCAAUGGAAACUACCUAGACCCUAAUAUGUUAUAUCCGGACGACUUCCUGCCCACAUACAUGACACAACACGGCUAUCUGAGCAAUUGUCCUCACCGCGCUUCAGAUGCUCCGGCGACCAGCGUUGACAUUGUGGAUUUGACCAUGUUUGAUUGA